This is a messenger RNA of Agrilus planipennis (emerald ash borer), 1747 nucleotides long. Its product is annotated as serine palmitoyltransferase 1. The coding region runs from base 208 to 1527 and encodes 439 amino acids. Gene Ontology annotation, cellular component: endoplasmic reticulum. The record is from RefSeq and is a predicted model, not a curated record. Gene Ontology annotation, biological process: ceramide biosynthetic process; sphingosine biosynthetic process. Gene Ontology annotation, molecular function: pyridoxal phosphate binding; serine C-palmitoyltransferase activity. The transcript is spliced from 10 exons. Lineage: Eukaryota; Metazoa; Arthropoda; Insecta; Coleoptera; Buprestidae.
UUACACUAGCGGUAGAGUGAGGAGUUGGCUAUGGUUGAGUUUCUAACCUAUAACACUUCCAUUAUAAAUUUAUGAUGAUUAUUUAACAGUAAAUGAAUUGUAAUAUUGAACAGUAUCCCUCUUUGUUUUAGUAAUAUUUCAGUAAAUAGUUAUUAUUAGUGCUGUGCUUCUAAGAUACUUAUUUUCUAGGUUGUAACUGUUACAAAAAUGGUUAACCUUUAUUCUGAUUCUGUUAAAUAUCUUUCACUGAUACCCUUAACGAUUGUGUUCAUCAUACUGUUAAUUGUUCUAACUAAGAAACGCAAUCGUAAGCAAGGAAUACCUCAGGAGGUUAUUGAAGAAAGAAUUAGAAACUUUCAACCAAAACCCCUCAUUGAUCCUGAUAAUAUUGUAAAUGAUAAUACUUUAGAAAGACUUCAGCCAAACGAGUCUGACCCUGACUGUUUAAAUUUAGUAAAGGUAAACUAUUAUUGCUUUCUUGAUAAUUUGGAUAUUCGCAGAAGUGCAGAAACAUGCAUUAAGAAGUAUGGAGUUGGUUCUUGUGGCCCUAGAGGUUUUUAUGGUACAAUAGACAUUCACCUCCUAUUAGAAGAUCGUUUAGCUAAAUUUAUGCAAAUGGAAGAAGCUGUACUUUACUCAUAUGGUUUUUCAACUAUAGCAAGUGCAAUAGGUGCUUACUGCAAAAAAUCUGAUUAUAUAUUUGUAGAUGAAAAUAUAAGUUUUUGUGCAAAGCAAGGAUUACUAGCAACUAAAGGCAGAGAAAUCUAUUUCAAACAUAAUGAUGUUAAUGAUCUGGAAGCUAAAAUGCACUCCAUAAGUCAGUUGGAAGAUAAAGACAAAAAUCAAAAGAAAAAGAUAUUUAGAAAAUUCAUAAUAAUUGAAGGUAUUUAUGGUGCUACAGGUCAAAUUUGUCCCCUUCCUGAAAUUUUAACAUUGUGCAAGAAAUACAAGGUCCGCAUCUUUAUUGAUGAGACCUAUUCUUUUGGUGUAUUAGGGACAACUGGAAAAGGAGUGACUGAACAUUUUGGUGUUGAUAGAUCUGAAGUAGAUAUGAUAAUGGGAAGUUUGGAAGGUGCUUUAGGUUCAAUAGGAGGCUUUUGUGUGGGGGCGUCAGUCAUCAUAGAGCAUCAAAGACUGUCUGGUCUUGGUUACUGUUUUUCUGCAUCUUUGCCACCGUUCCUGUGCCAGGCUUCCUUAUGUGCCUUAGACAAAUUAGAGCAGUGUCCAGAAUAUAUUUCAACUUUGAAAGACGUCUCAGUUUCUGUUAAUAAUGCAUUAUCCAACUUGAAAGGAUAUACUAUCCUUAAUUCUGAUAUCUCACCUGUUAAGGUGUUGACUUUAUCCAAAAGCUUUUCACGUGAAGAAAGAAUCAGCAAUGUUAAUAAAAUAUACACAUAUUGCGCACAAAAGGGUUUAUAUUUAGACCUUGUUGAUAUGGGUUUGAGAUUACACUGCCACAUGCAAAUGCCAGACCCAGCUAUCGAUAGAAUUAAAGAUACACUAAGUGAUGCACUGAAAAUUAUUUAAAUAAUGUUAUAAGUAACGCUACAAAGUUGCAUCACAUUAUAAUCAUUCCUGUUGUGUUCAUCUUAUUUUUUCUUUUUUUCGUGUUACUUCUGAUCGUGUUCAGAAUUAGAGUUUAAAAAUGAUAAUGUUUAUUAGUAAUGUUUUGUUUUAUGUUUUAACUAAACGUUCGAAUUAAUGUUACAUGCGUUCUCAAGUUAAUAAAUAAAAUGUUUGAAUUAUA